AUGGACCGCCCGCCCUUCGGCCUGUCGGAGCGCCCACCCAUCGCCCCCGCCGCCGCCGCAGCCGCCGCCGCAGCCGCCGCCGCCGUCGCCGCGACGACCUCCCCGCCGCCGCCCAACCCCUACGCCAACCCGGCCGCCGGCGCGCGCUUUGCUGCCGGCCUGCUGCGGCGGCUGGGCGUGCCGCGGGCGGUGGUGGUUGGCCACUCUGCGGGGGCCGGGGUCGCGGUCGAGCUCGCGCUCAGGCACCCCGAGCUCGUCUCAGGGCUGGUGCUGGUCGCGCCCGCCCUGCCGACCGUGGACCGCGCCUCCCCGGCCUCCGUCCCCGGCGCCGGCGGCCUGCGCCAGCUGCUGCGGCUCGCGGCGACGCGGGCGCUGCUGGCGGCGGACGGGCCUGGGCUCCAUUACGUGCGGCGCCAGGUGGAGCGGCGGCGGCGGGAGCUGCAGCAG
Molecule: messenger RNA, 447 nt
Organism: Monoraphidium neglectum
Lineage: Eukaryota; Viridiplantae; Chlorophyta; Chlorophyceae; Sphaeropleales; Selenastraceae
Exons: 2
Source: RefSeq, a predicted model, not a curated record